CCCAUCCACGCUUCUGUCUCUCAAAAAUUAUCUCUACAUUGCUUUUGCGAUAUUAAAAAGAAAAUUGUGCCCAAAAACAAAGGAAAAACUUUUUUGAAAGCACUUGACCGACAUUAUUCCUUCCCAGAUAUAAAAGAUAAAGGCAGAGAGAAAGAAAAGUUUUUCCAUUAAAUUAUUUGAAAUCUUUUUGUUGAUGAGUAUCAUCAUUAGAAUCUAAUAAGAAGUUGUUUACGACUUGCGAUAAACAUUAUAGCUGCAAAACAUUGACUGAAUGAGCAUAAAUUAUACAAAUAAAGUUCCAAUAUGCCUGGAAUAGUAAUAUUUCAACGCAGAUGGUCAGUAGGAUCUGAUGAUUUGGUAGUUCCUGGAUUGUUUUUGUUUGUAAUACAUAUAGUAUGGUUAAUUAUACUUACGACAAUUCUAUUACUAUUUGAAUAUGACAAAUCGAUAAAAUGUGUAGAACUUUUAUGGUUUUACAUUGUAAUUUAUAUUUGUCUAUUAGCUGUUAUAUCAAUUAAUGAAUUAUGCAUAUGUAUAGUCUCGAUGCGUGGAUCAAUUUUAGAGACUAGUAAAAGAUCUUCAAUGCAAUAUUGGCUGUAUGUUAGAUUCAUAUUAAUGUUAUUCGACUUUGGUGCGAUGAUAAGUGCAAUCGUGUGGGUGAAGGAAUUUUAUUGGAAAUGUCCUAUAGAGGAGCCAAAGGAGAUUGUAAUGACAUCUGUUGUGUGCAAUUUACUCGUAGAAUUAUCAGUUAUUAUGACAAUAUACUGUACAUUCGAUGCGGCAGGUCGUUCAUGGGUAAAGAUGAAGCAAUAUCAACGAUCAAUGCGUGAAUCAGAAUCACGUUUCAAUUAUCGAAGGAGUGGAAGUAGAAGUCGUAAUUGGAGGCAAAGGAAAGUAAUGCGAGCUUAUCAAGAUAGUUGGAAUCAGAGAUGUAGGAUAUUAUUUUGUUGCAUGGGCUCAUCAGAUCGUAGUCGAAACUCAUUCACGGAUAUUGCUCGACUAUUAAGCGAUUUCUUCCGAGAUCUCGAUGUUGUUCCGUCUGACGUCGUUGCAGGAUUAGUUCUUCUGAGAAAAUUUCAAAAACUUGAACGUGAAGCUAUCGUGAGACAGCGACGACAUGGAAUUUACGAGUAUCUUAGUGGAGUUCCAGUAACAGAACGAACACAAUUUUUAGCUUUAAAUGACAGCCGAGAUUAUGAACAUUUUCAAUCAGUUAUUCACUACAUGUAUUACGCGAUUGCUUCAUAUGGUUGGCCGAUGUAUCUUAUGACGCAUUCCACAACAGGCAUAUGCGAUCUGUGCCCAAAUCUUAAAUGUUGCAAUCUAAUGUGCUUUAGACAACAAGAUAAUGCAAAAGUAAUUGAAGAUAAUUGCUGUUUGUGUAAUUACACUGCACUCAAACAAAUGCUGGCUGAAGGAGACGUCGAGAUAAUUUAUGUAACUUAUCAUGUCGAUAUUGGAGAGACGCCAUUUUUUGUUGCUGUUGAUUAUGCAAGGGAGAAGAUUGUAGUCUCGAUCCGAGGAACAUUGUCAAUGAAAGACGUAUUAACAGAUCUGAAUGCUGAGGGGGAGCCAUUACCAAUUAAUCCUCCACGUGAAGACUUUUUAGCCCAUAAAGGAAUGGUACAGGCAGCUGUUUACAUUAAAAAUAAAUUACAGGAGGAGAAUCUAAUUGAAAAAGCUUUAAAUCACAAUCCAGCAAAGGGAACUCAAGACUUUGGUCUCAUCCUUGUUGGACAUAGUUUAGGUGCAGGAACGGCUGCAAUUUUAGCCAUUUUACUCAAACAAGAAUUUACAAAUCUUCAGUGCUUUAGUUAUUCUCCACCAGGAGGUCUUCUGUCAAUGCCAGCUGUUGAAUAUAGUAAAGAGUUUAUUACAUCCGUUGUUGUCGGUAAAGAUGUAGUUCCGCGCAUUGGACUCCAUCAAAUGGAAUCACUGCGUGCUGACCUUAUAAAUGCAAUUCAGCAAAGUAUUGAUCCAAAAUGGAAGACAAUAGCAUGUAAUAUGAUAUGUUGUUGUUGUGGUGCUGAACCAGCUUCUGUGGUUAAAAUGAGCGAGCAAGAUUCAUAUGUCAAUGCAUACAACGAGAAGAAAGAGAAAUCUCGACACAGUACCGUCCAUCCUAAUGAUAAGUCGAUUGCUUUAUCGCUUCAUCAUCCAUUAUUUCCGCCAGGAAGAAUCGUACACAUCGUUCGACAUCAUACAACACAGAAUGAACAAGCAUUGAAUAAGCAUGAGCCCGUAUAUCAAGCAAUAUGGGCAGAAACAACUGAUUUUGAUGAAGUGCUUAUAUCACCCGUUAUGCUGCAGGAUCAUAUGCCCGAGACAGUUCUCUCAGCGCUGGAAAAAGUUGUAACAACAUUUGGGCCGAGAAAACCUCAACGACAGUACUCAUCUUCGAUCGCAUCAGAUCCAUCAAUCAAUUCAUUGGCAAAGGAACAUCAUAAUUUACAGCAUCAUCAUCAUAAUCAGCCACAUCAUGCUCAGCAUCCAAAUAAUAAUAAUAAUUUAACUCAAAGCUCUGCGCAAGCAUCGAAAUUAACACCAAAUUCCCAACGUGUUCUAUUAGAAACAUCCUUUGGUUCACCACCGAGAGCUGAGAGUGGAAGGAAAAAUAUUCAAAAUCAGUUACAACAGCAGCAGCAGCAGACACAAAAGCAACAACAAAAUGGGCAUGGUGCCAAAAAUCCCUCGAAGCAAUCGAAAAGUGUAGCAUUCAGUAACAAUGGUGUUGCCUAUCCACCACAAAAAUAUAAACCGACUACGCUUUCGUUAUGUGAGACACGUCCAAAUCCGUUUGAAGGAAGAAUCAUUGAUUUAAUUUACGAUGACUGGUUUGGACUUGCUCCGUUAGCGUCUCCAGAGAGUCUUUCGGAGCUAUCCAGUAUUAGUUCUCGGGCUAGUAUUAGUCUUAAUUUAAAUUUAUCGAAUAGUAUUGAAAGGUUCUUGAAUAAAGUUACUAGUAACAUUCAUACACCGACACCUGAGAAGUUUCUAAGAAGGAACAAAACAAAUAGCACAGAAUCAUCAAAUAACGGUAGUAGUAAUGGUAUGUUGGUUGAAGAUGGGCUUAAAACACCGCCAAUGGUUAUGAGAAGAACGCCAAAAUUUAGUGAAAAUUUAUCGUCAUGUGCAGCAGAUUGGAAAUCGCAAAAUAGCUAUAAGCGAAUGGGAAAAGUAUUUCUUAAUAAUCCGCCCAUGACAGGCUCCGAAAGCGAUUCAAUUGAAGAUGGUAGUUAUAACACUGCUGAAAGCUUUACGAAAGGAUUCUCAAACGACUUGAAAGAUUUCCUUAAUAAAGACGAAACGAAAGAUUGGAAAUCUGCCGACAAUAUUGACAAUGAAGUCACAUCUAAUGAAUACAAUAAUAACAAUACUAAUAAUAAUAAUCGUAAAUUUACUGUGAGUGACAGUGCAAUGUUAAGUGAUUGUAAAUCACAAUGCCCUGUAUGUCCAUGUACAAAGCUUCCAGCUGAGGAGUGUUGUCAAAAGAACGACCACAUCAGUUGCAUCAUGUUGAGUGCUCAGGAAUAUCGAACGAGUGGAAAAUAUUCAAUAACGAAUACGACAAGUUCAAGUGAUACAUAUUACUCAUUAACAGGCUCUGAAUGUGGAUUUUUACAGAAUGGAACAAAGGUAUUGCUAUCAAAACUGGGAACAUAUGAAGAGGAAACCUUAACAUGCGAAUUACCAUCGACUCAUGACUCAAUUACUCUCAAUCCAACAACAAUAUCAUCAAUUACACGUUCCGGUAUAUUAGAGUCACACUUUCCGGUCUAUUUUGACUCGAGUGAUGAAAGGUCAUCACUUUUAUCACACGAGAAUAGUCCGAGUUUGAAGAAUAAUCAACGAAAAGGCGUGCGAUAUACGCACAGUAGUGGCAAUAAUAUAACAACAAUGAGGAAGAAAUCAAAUGACGAUGACUUCGGUGGCUUUGCUCGUAAUGAAUCACUACCAUUGUUAUCAAAUCUAGUGGAAAAAUCAUCGCCAACGAAUUAUAUGAAGCGUAAGAAAGUCAUUUAUCCAGCAAUUCAUACACCUCCAAUUAUACAGCAAUCACCAAAAAUCUUUCCCGUCACAACACAUUCGAGAUCCACGCCGGCGAGCAUAAGUAAUUUAUAUAUUUUUAAUGAGAGUAAUGUUUAAGAUAAAUGACGAUGAUAAAUGAUCAUCUGAGAUAUAUAUGCGAGUAAAUGUUAAGGAAUCGAAGAGAUUAAACACUGCAAUAGGACCAAAGAUGAAUCUUUUUCAAUUUGUCUAUUCCGCAUAAAGUCAUAGAUCUUUCCACUCACUUAAUUCGACAUAAAUUACAAGGAUAAACAUAGAAUAGCAUAAAAAAAAUGAUAAAUUUUUAUAAAACAUAUAAAAUACUCAACAAUCUAGCGACAUAUUAAAUUAUUGAGAAAUGAAAAAUGUUAGAUGAGAAAAAAAAGUUAACUGAUUACUCUAUUAGUGAUUCCUGUCUAUUCUGUCUCUAAACUUUGAUAUCUACUCAUUCCAAGCGAAUUAAGAAUCUUGAUUUUUGUUCAAGAUCAACUCGGGAAUUUCUCAAUAUCCUGUCAAUGGCUCUUGACUGAUUUCUUAAUUGUGUUGAAAACUUUUACUUCAUUUUGGAUGGUUUAGAUCCGCGAUGGAUUAAUUUAUAGAUCUUUCAAAAUUCCUUAAAUAAUACUCAAGUCUUCCUAGUUGAUUUUGAACAGAAAUCUCAAUUUGGAAAUUCAGCUCUAAUCUAUUUAAAAGAAAACUAACAUACAUUACUAGAUUAAUAUCUCUUGUUCCAUUCAUUUUUCGCUCUCUAUCCUUCCCUCCUUACAAAAUCUUCCAGAAGUUUUUAAGGAAUUACUUUUAAAAAAGUAAAAAUUAGUAAAUGAAUUAAAAUAAAAAGUAGAGAAAUAAUUUAUACAAAAUUGUUUUAUAUAUAAAAUGAUAAUUUGAGGAUAUAUAAAUUAAAGAUUUUAUUGAAUAAAAGAAGUGG
Molecule: messenger RNA, 4975 nt
Organism: Chironomus riparius
Lineage: Eukaryota; Metazoa; Arthropoda; Insecta; Diptera; Chironomidae
Source: the annotation of a GenBank genome assembly